CUUCGUCUCGCGUUCAUUUCCCAUUCCUCGCUCAUUCUCCGAUCUUCUUCCCCCACUCCGGUCCACCCAUUCCGGUUCGCACCGCCAAAAAACCGAACCGGCAGAUCUCGGUGCUCUCAUGGAGGCUCACGGCGGCGGUCUCCGCCGCGUCCUGGUGCUCGCCUUCUGCGUCGCCGGAAUUUGGUCGGCGUACAUCUACCAAGGCGUUCUUCAGGAAACCCUGUCGACGAAGCGAUUCGGUCCAGACGGUGAGAGAUUCGAGCACCUUGCGUUUCUGAACUUGGCGCAGAACGUGGUGUGCUUAAUCUGGUCAUAUAUAAUGUUAAAAAUGUGGUCUAAUGGAAAUUCUGGUGGUGCUCCUUGGUGGUCUUACUGGAGUGCUGGUAUUACCAACACCAUUGGUCCUGCUAUGGGAAUUGAAGCAUUGAAGUAUAUUAGCUACCCUGCUCAAGUGCUGGCUAAGUCAUCGAAAAUGAUUCCAGUUAUGUUGAUGGGUACCUUAGUAUAUGGUAUAAGAUACACUUUGCCAGAAUACCUUUGCACUUUCCUUGUUGCUGGAGGGGUAUCAACAUUUGCCCUUCUUAAGACUAGCUCUAAGACUAUGAGCAAGCUGGCACGUCCCAAUGCUCCCCUUGGAUAUGGGCUAUGUUUCUUGAACCUUGCUUUUGAUGGGUUUACUAAUGCAACUCAGGAUUCCUUGAAAGCAAGGUACCCAAAAACAAGUGCUUGGGAUAUAAUGUUGGGCAUGAAUUUAUGGGGAACCGUAUACAAUAUGAUUUACAUGUUUGGAUGGCCCAGUGGCAGUGGAUAUGAGGCAGUUCGCUUUUGCCAACAGCAUCCAGAGGCAGCAUGGGAUAUCUUUCUGUAUUGCUGCUGUGGUGCAGUAGGCCAGAAUUUCAUCUUCUUGACUAUUAGCCGGUUUGGCUCUUUAGCUAAUACUACCAUCACUACCACUCGCAAAUUUGUUAGCAUUGUCGUGUCAUCACUAUUGAGCGGGAAUCCCCUCUCAACAAAGCAAUGGGUGUGUGUUUCUAUGGUAUUCUCUGGAUUGUCAUACCAGAUCUACCUCAAGUGGCAGAAGUUGCAGAGAUUGCAGAAGAAGAGAAAAGCCAUGUAGCAAUUUUGAAGUCAAACGUUGAUGCUAUUGUAGCUUAUUUUCCCUUCAACCGUCGUUAUACUACUGAAACCUCGAAGGUUCAAUGAACCCAAUUAAGGUUUACACAAAGGAAUAUUUGUAAUUGAAAUUGGAUAGAUACUUUUUUUAGAAGUAUUUUCCUAUUCAUUGUGCUAAGGAUUAGUUGCUGGUCUAAUGUAAUGAAACUAGUUUAGUUUAAUAGCAUGCUAAGGCAAAGCUAUACUCUAUGUAAACGUGAUAUUCCGUUAAGAAUAUUAUCUAAGCAGUGGAUUGAGCACUGAAGUAGCUUUACAAAA
This is a messenger RNA of Lotus japonicus, 1431 nucleotides long. RefSeq names its product UDP-galactose/UDP-glucose transporter 3. Gene Ontology annotation, cellular component: endoplasmic reticulum membrane; Golgi membrane. The record is from RefSeq and is a predicted model, not a curated record. The transcript is spliced from 7 exons. Gene Ontology annotation, molecular function: UDP-galactose transmembrane transporter activity; UDP-glucose transmembrane transporter activity. Gene Ontology annotation, biological process: UDP-galactose transmembrane transport. Bases 119 to 1117 code for a protein of 332 amino acids. NCBI's taxonomy places the organism in Eukaryota, Viridiplantae, Streptophyta, Magnoliopsida, Fabales, Fabaceae.